This is a messenger RNA of Triticum turgidum subsp. durum (durum wheat), 681 nucleotides long. NCBI's taxonomy places the organism in Eukaryota, Viridiplantae, Streptophyta, Magnoliopsida, Poales, Poaceae. The record is from the annotation of a GenBank genome assembly.
AUGGCGGCGGUCAAGAUCGCCGUCCUCCUGGCCGUGACGACGCUCUUCGCCCCGGCAGGGGCGGCGGACCCCCAACCCGCGCAGCUCGCAACGGAAGCCCAGUGCUGGCCGUGCUACUCCUCCUGCAUGCACACGUGCGACGACGGCCACGGUGUCACCCCCGCCCCCGAUGUCAACCGUUCUCAGCCAGCCGCCCACCCAGCCGUCGACAAUGGUGCAGCGGCCGCCUCCGUCCCUGUCAACUCUACUGACGGUACUGCAGUUGUUGUACACUCCACCGUCGGCACUCUAGCUGCCAUCCACAAAACCGAUGGUUCAGGCGCCCCCAUUGCUGACGGCUAUGACGAUUACAAAGGUGGCAACAAAAGUGACGGCGAGGGUUACUACGAGAAAUACUUCGAGUGCAAGAAGAAGUGCAUCGUCGAUUGCUACAAGGACCUGCCGCCGGUGUGCUACAAGAUGUGCAUCUCCGAGACCUGCCUCACCCUGCCACCAUGUAAACGAGGGGAUUGGUACAAAGCAUGCGGGAACAAAUGCUUCCACAACCAGCCCUACCCCGGGCCAAACCCGGGUCCGAAGCCGACGCCACCACCGCCCACACCUCCGAAGCCCGUGCCACCGCCACCGAAAGCCGGUGCCGAAGGCGAAGCAAAAGACGCCGUGCCCGUAACCGGCUACUAG